Syngnathus typhle (broad-nosed pipefish) is the source of this 1564-nucleotide messenger RNA. RefSeq lists its product as uncharacterized. Gene Ontology annotation, molecular function: carbohydrate binding. NCBI's taxonomy places the organism in Eukaryota, Metazoa, Chordata, Actinopteri, Syngnathiformes, Syngnathidae. The transcript has 8 exons. The record is from RefSeq and is a predicted model, not a curated record. The coding region runs from base 53 to 1162 and encodes 369 amino acids.
GUUGUGUGCUGCUGCUUUUUUGUUAUCGUCUUGAGUAGGCGCCGGCCCGAACAUGAGCCCGCCAGUUGCCGCAAUGCUGCUAUUCAUUCCUGGCCUGUGUUGGACCUGCGAGCUCUACGAGUGUCCGACGGACUGGUGGAAGCACAGGAGCGGUUGUUACAGACUAAAUUACGUCCGAAACACGUGGAGUAAUGCUGAAGCGGCUUGCUUGUCAAGCGGAGGCCAUCUGCUUAGCAUUUGGGACAAAGCUGAGCUGUCGUGGCUGAAGUCACUCCAUCUAAGGUUGCAUUACUGGACGGGUAUGUUCCGUAUCAACAAUACCAAUGAAUGGAAUUGGACCGAUCGAAGUACUUACCACCAAGAGGACUGGCGUGAAGUUGAGAUACCCAAAAGGUGGAAAGGCCCGCAAUGCGUUGCGCUAAAGGUUCCAACCAAAACGUUGACAGUCGUGUACUGUCAAGAACUCCUGGCAUUCAUUUGCAAGCUUACCUUGGACACAUGUUUGUGUCCUCCUUGUUAUGGUCCUGCUCCUCCUGCCAUUCCAAAAUCCACCACUACCUACUCUCCUCCUACUUGUCCUCCUUGUGCUUCCACUGCCCCUGGUCACACUACCCUUCCAACUGUAUUGAAAACCACCGCCGUGCCGAAAACCAUUUUGGCACCGGAGAUCUGCAAAAUAUCAAUCAAUCAGUCCACAUCGUGUGCCUCGAAUGACUACACGUGCUCGUGCCUGCUCGGCGUGUUUCCCAACCCGGAUGGUGCAUUCCAAGCUGAACUCAACGACGGUCUCGGUGUGAAUCGCCGCAUUGUCAUCAGAGGACAAGCCGAUUCCAAAGCAGAGAGGCUCAUUGUCAAGCUGCUUCUGGGCAAAGAAGACAACGUGACAGCACUUCAACUGAAUUUCCACUAUGGAUACAAAACCAUUGAGCUCAACUCCCGAGCGGACAACAAAACUGCUCAAAAGACCGUGAACCCUUCUCAACACCACAAGUUUGAACCCGGACACAACUUCAAGAUUGUCAUUCGAUUUGGCAACAACACUUUCAAUAUGACCUUGGAUGACAAUGUCCAGCUGGGCUUGGAACAUCAAUUUAAGGACCUGCAACGCAUCAAGUGGCUGGAAGUGUGGCACGUGCUGCUGAGUUCCAUCCAGCUGAUGUGACCAAGUCCACUUUUGGAUAUCAGCAACAAUUGUUUACAUUCUAACUUUUUUUUUCUUUCACCACUCACUAUUGCUACCUUCUGGUAUAUAACAGCUAAGGGGGGGUAAUGCAUUACUGUAAUAUAUUACAUUUAAGAUGAAAUAUUCAAUGAAUUUCUGCAUUGGUAGUCGUUGAACCCGAUAAUGUUACAUUAAGACCACAACUCAGGUUUGAUCACAAAGAUUUAUAACCAAGAUUAAUUUUUUUUAGGGUCGAUUUAAUAGAACGAUACCGGAUUGACCAUAUAGUUUGUGUGCGCUUUUAUUUUGAUUUUUUUUGAAAAUAUAUGUAAUUGCCACUUGCGAGUUUGGCUCAAUGUAAUUCUUUUGUUGUAUGAAAAUAAAGAUAUGACCGGAACUGGA